AUGUCACUAUACUAUGAAGCCUCCGACAUACUAGCCAAUGCAGAGGCGAAAGGCGGAUCAUUGAAGAAUCGGAUCUUCGGCAAGAAAGACCUGAAAAGCUCACCUGGCGCUAUUUUCGCUUUGGUAGCAGAAACCACGAAAUGGAGUUCUGUAUUGAAAGAGGUCAUCGAGAAGAGUGAUAUUCUGAAACUCGAGAAAAAGUUGACACCGACUCUUGCAUUGCUUCUAGCUCAUGAUCUCAUUCUAGCUAAGAAGGGAGUCGCUGCUCCCAAAUCGCACCCUCUAAAUCUUGCCAUCUCCCGUCACAAGGCAAGACUCGGUGCUGAAUUCACCAAGUGUCGAAUCAAGGGGAGAUUUGCUACACUAGAUGCAUUCAGAACCCAUAUCAAUGCCGCCGCUGCAGACGAGAGUGCCGAGGCUGCUGCCAAUGGUACCAAAGCAUUCCAUCCGAGAUGGGUUCGUGUCAAUGCUGUGCGUACGUCCCUAGCAAAGGCAAAAAGCACUUUCUUCGCCGAUUUCACGACAGUCUCAUCACUCAAGGAACUUAGCACUACUCCUCGAGGUAUUUACUUCGACGAGCAUAUCCCCGGUCUUGUCGCAAUCCCCCCUGCGAUCGAUCUCUCCAAACAUGCUGCUUACCAUGCUGGUGAGAUCAUAUUCCAGGACAAAGCAUCAUGCUUCCCUGCCUAUCUACUGGAUCCUCAGCCCAAAGACGGUCAGGUCAUAGAUGCUUGUGCGGCUCCAGGCAACAAGACCACUCAUCUGGCUGCAAUCCUAUCGUCGCAAAAGUCAUACGGCCUGAAGGCUUCAGUUACUGCUUGUGAGCGCAAUCCAAUCCGAGCGCAGACGCUGGAGAAAAUGGUCAAACUGGCUGGUGCUGGAAAGAUCAUCUCCGUCAAGGCUUCGCAAGACUUCACCAAGUUGGAUCCUCGCUCUCAAGAAUUUGCCGAUGUUGGUGCUCUUCUCCUUGAUCCCAGUUGUUCGGGAAGUGGUAUCAUUGGUCGCGAUGAUACUGCGGUGUUGCAUCUACCAUCGCUACCUUCAACUGCUCCAGCAGCUCCGAGCAAGAAACGUAAGAGAAAGGCUACUGCAGUUGUCGAAGUGCCAGUCGUUGCUGAGACCAACGAUGAACUCAGCGAAGAAACCCCACAAGCAGUCGAGGACGAUGCGGAAAAGCUGAAGACGAGAUUGAACAACCUUGCUGGAUUCCAGCUCAAGAUCGUGCUUCAUGCUUUCGCCUUCCCAGCUGCGACCAAAGUCACCUACUCCACGUGUUCGAUACACGCAGAGGAGAACGAGAACGUAGUUGUCAGGGCUCUGUCCUCAAAGAUUGCCAGAGAGCGCGGCUGGAAGAUUAUGAGGCGCGAAGAUCAGGUUGAGGGUAUGAAGAAGUGGAGCAGAAGAGGCGACCCGGAAGCUUCAAGAGAGGCUCUCAAAGGUCAUGCAGGCCUCGAGGACGCGACUGUUCUCGCGGACGCGUGUAUCAGAUGCGAAAGAGGCACUGAUGAGGGUACCAUGGGCUUCUUCGUUGCCGGGUUCGUCAGAGAUCCUGACGCGGUCAUCACAGAAGCAGCUACAGAGGCUGUCGGAGUCGAAGACGAAGACGAAGAAGAAGAGGAUGAGGAAUGGGGUGGUUUCGACGACUGA
This is a messenger RNA of Aureobasidium pullulans EXF-150, 1647 nucleotides long. RefSeq names its product S-adenosyl-L-methionine-dependent methyltransferase. Gene Ontology annotation, molecular function: methyltransferase activity. The record is from RefSeq and is a predicted model, not a curated record. Gene Ontology annotation, biological process: rRNA base methylation. Bases 1 to 1647 code for a protein of 548 amino acids. Lineage: Eukaryota; Fungi; Ascomycota; Dothideomycetes; Dothideales; Saccotheciaceae. Gene Ontology annotation, cellular component: nucleolus. The transcript has 2 exons.